Molecule: messenger RNA, 1324 nt
Organism: Carassius carassius (crucian carp)
Lineage: Eukaryota; Metazoa; Chordata; Actinopteri; Cypriniformes; Cyprinidae
Exons: 7
Coding region: 59-1324 (421 amino acids)
Source: RefSeq, a predicted model, not a curated record
UAAUGAACAUAGUAGUUUUCACUUACUUCCGACAUCAGAGCCACUGAAAACGCGGUGGAUGGAUUUUAUUUACGAAGGAAAGGCGCCACUCAAAAUUCCAAAAUACGUUUAUGUUUGCGCGAAUCAUUUUUUGACUGACUGUUUUCAGAACGAAGGUCAAUUCAAAGCAGGUCUUGCUUCAAAGUUAAUCCUCAAGUGUGGAUCGUUGCCUACUGUUCGCGAUCCAACGUCACCUCCAGAAGAAGCCAGCACAUCGACACGAAGCUGUAGAACGAGGGAUAUUGGCGUGCAGACAGAAACAUCAAAGCUAUGCAGUGUUGGUACACAACUGUCAAUGAGAACGCUUCAAACACACCACAGGAGUAUCAGUGUCCAGACAGAGACAACAUUGUCAAGUUUUGAUGUUAGCACAAAAUUAGUUUCUCAUACAGCUGUUGCGUCUUCCACGCCCCUCAAGACUUCAUCAAAGAGACCUUGUCUGGACCUUGAGGAAGAUGAAGAUAUCCUACAGGAAUGCUCUUCAAUACUAACAGCACAAGAGACUGAUGUCACAUUUAAUCCUGCAGAGGCAGACACAUCAAUAACAGAGCCAAAAGACUUGUCAGCUCAGGAAUCCAGCCCUAUUCAAAAAAUUUGUAAAUAUAUUGUCUAUGAGACCUGCAUCAUGGAACUGUUUGAGGUGUGCCCAGUAUGUCAUAGAAGCUGUCAUAUAAGAUCACAAAGGAUUGGAACAUUUCUACGUGUUGAACAACUCUGCCACCAUUGUCAGUUCUCACGGAAAUGGAACAGUCAGCCGAUUUUGGGCAGUACUCCAGCUGGAAACCUUCACCUUUCUGCUGCUGUGUAUCUCAGUGGUGCAUCAUUUUUCACAAUUGAAAAGAUAUUUGCAGCUAUGAAGUUACAUCUUUUCAAGUACGACACCUUUCGUCGUCAUGCACGAAUGUGCAUUGAGCCUGCUAUUGUUUACAAAUGGAGAAACUGGCAGUAUGAGAUGCUACAGCUGUUGGCUCAAAGGGAAAAGGUCAUUGUUGGAGGAGAUAUGAGGGCUGACUCACCAGGGCACUCUGCCAAAUAUGGCAGUUACACAAUAAUGGACCUUGAGACAAACACCGUUGUUGAUGUACAACUCGUCCAGAGUAAUGAAGUGGGAGGAAGUUACCACAUGGAAAAGGAAGGUUUGAAGAGAGGUCUUGACUUUUUGGAUGCUCGUGGAGUGACUCUGGACUGCAUUGUGACUGACCGACAUACGCAAAUACAAAAAUUCCUCAGGGAACGCAAUGUCAACCAAUUCUAUGAUGUCUGGCACAUAGAGAAAGGUAAAUAA